Helianthus annuus (common sunflower) is the source of this 691-nucleotide messenger RNA. RefSeq lists its product as uncharacterized. Lineage: Eukaryota; Viridiplantae; Streptophyta; Magnoliopsida; Asterales; Asteraceae. The transcript is spliced from 2 exons. The record is from RefSeq and is a predicted model, not a curated record. The coding region runs from base 95 to 676 and encodes 193 amino acids.
AUCAGUGGAACUAAUCUCAGAUCAACCAUCUCCAUUUACCGACUUAAAGAGUUUAAAGAUUUAUCCAGCUGAUCUUACCAAGCCAGAAGUAACCAUGUCUACUGAAGUCAAAAACUUUUUGCUAGAUAGUUCUCAUGGUGCUACCUUUACACUGGUUUCAUAUGAGGAGGUUAGAGCUGUUAGGAAUGUUGCAUCAGCAGAAAACCUUAUGAGAAAGUUGCAGUUGCUACUAGAUAAGUGGACAGAAAAUAGUGAAAUAAAUACGACUGACAUGGAGCAGGACAAGGCACCAAUGGAAAGCCAAACGGCAACAAUGCAUGAGCAAGUGGAAGUUGAGAACGAAAGGGCAUUUCCGGACACGAAAAUCAAAUGGCAUGUUGGGGAAAGAAUGACACAUAUCGAGAGCUAUUGGGAAGGUCUGAAUGAGCAGUAUGAGAAAGGGUAUGAAAAUACUGGUCACACAAUUUCAAUGUUGCGGGAGAUUAAAGUAAUACUGACAAAGUUGCCUGCAUCACAUCGAGAUAAGUUGGAAGGAAGGUUUUCUGGUUUGUGUGUAGAGGCUGAGGCAAUCAUGGAUAAUGUGAUGGAUCGUAUGAAGAUCAAAUGCGGUAAGACGCCACACUGUUCAAAUGUCUCCUUUUAUGAACUUGUCACAUCACCACAACGAUCUUCUUGACAAGUAAGCUGGGAU